Molecule: messenger RNA, 9891 nt
Organism: Corythoichthys intestinalis (scribbled pipefish)
Lineage: Eukaryota; Metazoa; Chordata; Actinopteri; Syngnathiformes; Syngnathidae
Product: calmodulin-regulated spectrin-associated protein 1-B-like
Exons: 19
Coding region: 344-4978 (1544 amino acids)
Biological process (GO): neuron projection development; cytoplasmic microtubule organization; negative regulation of microtubule depolymerization
Cellular component (GO): microtubule minus-end
Molecular function (GO): spectrin binding; microtubule minus-end binding; calmodulin binding
Source: RefSeq, a predicted model, not a curated record
GACAAGCUCCUCCAAGCGUUUACCCCCCACCUCCUUCGUCAGCACCACUUACAGAAACGAUGCCAGUGAAUCUGUAUUAGCGGCGUUCGGACAUUACUCGUGGUUUUCCCUCGAAUGCCGACCUUGCGUGGUUUGCCAAACGGAUUUGGUUUCAUUUAUUACCGUGGGAUUACGCGGCGUUAUCUAGGGAGGCUAGAGAUUUGUGUGGUGUGGGGCGGGGAAGAGUGCUUGGAGGAGGCUUUCGGAGACCCAGUCAUCUUGCCGCUCGGUCCAACCAACCACUAUGCUCCCAUAACUACCCGCGACAGUUACAGAGAAGACGGAGACAAUGCGCCCGUAAAGCAUGGACGUAGAAGAGAGUGCAGGGCAGGGAGGGGGCGGCACUAGAAAGAGAGCAACAGAAGAUGGGAAUGUAGGAGGAGGAGGUGUGGAAGUUUUGGUGGUACCUCCGGACCUGUAUGACUCUGCGAGAGCCAAAAUAGAAGCAAAUCUCCGCUGGCUGCUGGCUAAAGCUUAUGGAAUUGACCACAUCCCAAAGGACCUGCAAAACCCCUUCUACACUGACCAAUAUGAGCAGGAGCACAUUAAGCCACCCGUCAUUCACCUGCUGCUGUCUGGAGAGAUUUACUGUUGGGUGUGUGGACUCAUCCUCCACGUCGAGCAAGCCACCUCGCUCCAAAGCCAUCAGUCUGUGCUCCUGGCUCUGUCCGCCAGGGGCAUCCACGUGCGAGACUUGGACGACAUUCCUGUCUCCGCUCUGGAUCUCAGCUCUACCCCCGUUAAGAUGAGCUGCCACAUGCACUUGAUUGAUGCCCUCAUGAUGGCCUGCAUGUUGGAAAUGAUCAGUGUGGAGAAGGUGGUGUCCAGUGUCAAACGAUUCUCCAACUUUAGUGCCUCAAAGGAGCGUCCAAUGGACCUAGAAGACGCCAUGGUCCUUUGGCUUAACAAAGUGAAUACUAAGAUGAGUGCUAUCUCUGAAAAAGAGAUGAAGAUGAAGCAGCAGCAGAUGUUAGACUCACCAAGCCAUCAGAAGCCUGACAUAUUGCAUGCACUGGCCCAUUGUCUGCUGGAGCCUGUGGAGUUCUCUCGAGUGGUACGCUAUCGCAGGGAUUACCUCUCUGGUCGGACACUUCAGCACUUCUCCCUGAUAGAGGACCUGUGCAAAGAUGUGUGCGAUGGCGCUGCUCUUCUGGCACUAAUCCAUUUCUAUUGCCCUGAACUCAUUAGACUUGAAGAUAUCUGCCUGAAGGAUGUCGCCUCCAUUGCUGACAGCAUGUACAACAUCCAGCUCCUGAUAAAAUUUUCCAAUAAAUACUUGAACAAGUGCUUUUAUCUAAAGCCCGAAGACAUACUGUAUUGUCCUCCAGUGUUAAGGAAUAAUGUGAUGGUGUUCAUCGCUGAGCUCUUUUGGUGGUUUGAGAUUGUGAAGCCUGAUUUUGUACAGCCGAGGGACCUAAAGGAAAACAGAGAUGCGAAGUUACUUCUGCAGUCUAACACCUCUCGAUCUCACACACCCAUCAAUGUCACCAAACGUAGUUUCCCAACUACAUCAAGUGCUGCUGAUAUAUUGACCACACCUUCAAUCCUGGACUUUAGAAUGUCUUCCUCUAGCGGCACUGUACCAAGUACUUCCAGCUCUCCUCACUCUUUAGUGCCUCGAAGACAGAUACGGCUGAGGGGACUUGAGGACGAUGCCUCAGUGAGGAAUCAGUGUAGCUCUCUGGCACGUAAAGAAGAAAAGCGUCAAGGUCUGUCACAGAUCUGUCCAGACCGGAGGCAAAGGCAUAUACCCCAGCCGGCACCAUAUGCCUUGGAUUUCCUAAAUAAGGAGGACGGCACAGACAAUGAUAGUCUGGUUCUCUCCGUCAGCAAAGACAACUUGGCCUCAAGCAUUAUGACACCCAGUCACAUGCUCGUGGGUCCAGGUCACCCUGUGCAUCAACACAGACUAAGCGGGCAAAGCCUCCUCAGUCACCUUCGCAUUGAGGACGAGGAGGAGAUUUUAGAGGAAGAGGAGCUGGUCGCCGUGAUUCACCCUGGUGCUUUCCCUCGUCAUUCAUUCAGGAGUGACAUACAGCUGGAUGAAUUGGAAAUCCCCCACACAACCUCACCGCGUAGGGUUUCUAAAACUCUGGACAUGAACAUCUUAACCCCAAAUUUGCAGGUAGACAGUUACUAUCUGGAGCCUCUUAUGCCUGCUAUUCCAAAGCCAUCCAAAGAGAAGAGCACUAGCCUGAACAAGGAAGAGGAGAGUGGGGAGAGUCGCUGCCGGCUGUCUUCUGUGAAAACAGCAACAGAUGCUCCACACAAAUCACAUCAGAAAUCACCAUUAUCUGAACGCGGUAAAUACACCUUUAAGCCCAUACCUUCGGUAAAAUCGGCCCCAAACCAGGAAGGCUUGACACGCACGUCUCUACCUGAGAAGACACAACCGCAAGGCUUCUUUCUUCACUUGUCUGGGGAGUCAGACUGUCACAGUUAUCUGUCCUCUGAUGCAGAAGUAGGCCAAGACUCUGACUCAGACAUUGCAGAUUUUGAGGAAGAUGACGAGGAUGUGGACGUGAUCGAGGCAAGCAGGGGAAAAGGGAUUGGCUUACUGCGAGACUUUUCCGAAGUCGAGUCUUUUAAGUUGAGAGAAGACCUGAAGGUGCACGAACGAGACGACAAAGAAGACUGGAGUGGUCGCUCCAGCCCAUGCCUCAGUACUGCGUCCUGUGCAAGCAGCUGCAGCGCUUCGGGCAGUGUCAAGAUGACCAGCUUUGCUGAAAAAAAGCUGCUUAAACUCAGCCUUCGUGACGGGUUCUCCAGCACCAGCAGUUCGCAGAAAACAACGCCUGACCACUCUGAGAUUAAUCCCUGCCCUCCCUGGCAACUAAAGGCAGAAGGUAGCCCGGGGUGGUCAGGGAAAGACCCUUUAUUUGCUCUGAAGAAGACUAUGAUGGCAAGUCCUCCGGUAGUGCCUUCAGAGCUGCUGCAGCUCCACAUGCAGUUGGAAGAGCAAAGACGUGCUAUCGAGUACCAGAAGAAGAAGAUGGAGACCUUGUCGGCACGGCAGCGACUGAAACUUGGCAAAGCUGCCUUCUUGAACAUUGUGAAGAAGGGCGAGAGUAGGAGCGACACCCUUCCUCUUCCAAUCAAGCAUUCCCCUUUGGAUGAAGUGUCUGCUGCUCCGAAAGCAAAGAGCCCAUGCUGCAAGGAUGACUCCUGUCUUGAGGCACUGAAAGUGCAGGCUAAGGCAGAUGGAACACAGAUAAAUCGAGACAACCGAUUAAACAGCUUAGGUCAAGAUAGUGCUUCCGAAGCGGACGUGAGUGAUCGCUCUCGCUCCAUCGACCUCCUCAACGAGGCCAUCAGUGCUAUCCAGCAGCAGAUGACACAGCUCUCUUUGCAGCAAGACUUGCUGAUGAAGAAAAAUGCAGCCUCAUCUGCAGAGCCUAAAGAACCUGACCGGAAAUCAACUCCACCCACAACACAGUCCUCCACCUCGGACCCUAGAUCUUUCGACAUAAACUUUGUUGACUUUAACGACAGCAGUUGCACUCCCAGUCGCCGUCCUCCCAAGUUAAGCUCCAGCCAGCGAAGCAAACCCUCUGGGCCCAAGCAAAGCCAUAAGAAUGUCAAAGAUUUUGACACAGAAGCUGAGACCUCUCCCAAGGAAAUGACUGGUACAGGAAGCCAGGAUGGUGAGAGUUCCAGGAUGGAUAGAAACUUCAGAAGACGCACAACUUUUAGAAUCCAAAAUGACCAAGGUGUCGCCAGAGAGGAAGCUGGUCUAUCUCCUGUCAAAGCUCAGUCAGAGGACAUUACGUAUGACACCUCUGUCACCCAGUCACAUUGUGCAGAAGACAACAAGGACAACAUCACAGUGAGAGAAUUUGCUGGUGGGGAUGACAGUUUUAGGGGAAAAGGUCAGCUGAUCGAGGUUGACCUAUCAGAGCUGAAGGAGCCUGCAGGAGAUGAUAGCACGGACACCACGGAUGGCGAACAGAAGAAUGUGAUCGGCUUCUUCUUUAAGGAUGACGAAAAGGCCGAGGAUGAGAUGGCCAAACGUCGCGCUGCCUUCAUGCUAAAACAGCAGCGUAAAGCCGAGGAGGCAAGGGUACGCAAGCAGCAGCAGGAAGCAGAGAGUGAGCUCAAGCGUGACGAGGCCAGGCGUAAGGCGGAGGAGGACCGGGUUCGUAAAGAAGAGGAGAAGGCCAGACGAGAGCUGAUAAAGCAGGAGUACCUGCGCCGGAAGCAGCAGGCAUUGUUGGAAGAGCAGGGUCAGGUCAAGCCUAGGCCCAGGUUCAAAACCCGCAGGAGUAGACCCAAAUCAGUCAACCGCAGCGAGCUCAGCAGCCCUUGUAAAGGAUCCACCACACCUGAACUGAGCGGCUGCCUUCGAGGAUCCACGUUGUCUUUGGCGGACACGGACAGCGUCAUUUCUGGAGAGGCAGAGACACAGAGGGCUGAGUCAGUCUGCUCCAUGGAUUCCUUCUCUGUAAUGAGCCGAGCCUCCAGUAGGAACAUGGAACGCGACUGGGAGAGUGGAUCCAUUGCUUCCUCCAUCACUUCCAUCGAGUACAAUGGACCCAAGCUCUUCAAAGAGCCAAGCUCCAAGUCCAACAAGCCAAUCAUUAUCAAUGCCAUUGCGCACUGCUGCUUGGCUGGAAAGGUGAAUGAGGCCCAGAAGAAUGUCCUUCUGGAGGAGCUGGAAAAGUGCGAGUCCAAUCAUCUCAUCAUCCUCUUCCGCGAUGGCGGAUGCCAGUUCCGUGCAGUAUACUCAUACUCGCCUGAGACGGAGGACAUCGUCAAAUUCACGGGCACGGGCCCACGUUCCAUCGGCCACAAGAUGAUCGAUCGGCUGUACAAGUAUAGCUCGGAUCGCAAGCAGUUCAACGUCAUCCCGGCGAAGUCUGUGUCGGUCAGCGUGGAUGCGCUGACAAUCCACAACCACUUGUGGCAGGCUAAGAGGCCUAGCAGCGCACGCAGAAAAUGACACCCGGAUGCUCGGUAUUUUUCUUCUGUUUACGACCGUUGGGCCGGACCCACAUACGUCGUCGUAAGGCGUGUUGAGAGUAAACUCUCCCGAAUUGCAAUGACAGCUUAAAAAGUUGUCUGUGUGAGAUUACAGUGAAAUCAAAUGCAAAAUCUUUGAAGUUGAAAUCUUUGAAAUUUGUGUGUUAUUUCAUUCCUUUCAGCGCUGUGCAGUGAUUUCCAACCUGCCUCGAGUCAAAGCACCUAUUUUGUAUGAGGAAAAAAUGUCACAGCAUAUCGCUAAAAACAAAAAAUAUACAACUGGAAAUUAAUUAAUAAUGCAGACCACAUAACAAAAAACAAAACAAUAUUGUUUCGCGCAUAUUGACAACUUUUCCUUUUCUACAUAAAUGUUUUAGAUUUUCUGUGUUUGGAAUUUGGGAGUAUUGUCAUUUUAUAGAACAAAACCAAAAUGUUAAUUUGACUCACAUCUAUUGUAUACUUAAACGAUACUGUAACUAGUAAAUUUGAUAUUAAGUCGUUUAAUAUUUUCCUGAAUGGAAGAGCAUUCAUUGUUCAGCUUGGACUGUACAUUGCUGUUAUAGACAUUUGAACAAAGAUACAUUUUGUGUCAUAAAUAACUAACCCUUGGUGAUCUGGCACAGAGGUUGGGAAUGACUGCGCUAGAGAACACAAAGCAAUGCUAGGCGAAAACAUUCAUUCUUUGCUUUUGUCAGAUAAUUCUGCAUUUUACAGUUUUCUUUUAGCCUGUAGGUACGUCCUACAUUCUUUUUUUUGGCACUUUUGCUUAAGAAUUGAUUGCAAUGUGGCAAACCAAGUUGGACCUUUUCGAGAGGAACGCUGCUGCGAAGAUUAUGACAUUUCAUCCCCCCCAAAUAAGGUUUGUCAUUUGUAUUGUUGGGCUUCAGACUACUGGUUCGGUUCUUUCAGUCUUACAAAGAUACACUUUGAUCACAUAUUUUAAUUUUAAAUAGGCAGAAUUGUUGUUCUUUACCUGAGGAAGUGAGGAACACAAUCUGAACCCACCUCAGAAUGUUUGUACUUCACUCAGCAAUUCAGCUUUUUUUUUUUCUUGCUAACAACUCAAAACUGACCAUACGUAUGAAUGUGAAUGGGUAAUCGUUGUUUAUAAUGUAUAUGCUCUGUCCCUAGCUGGCGACCAGUCAAUUUUGUACCCUGCUUCUUUCACCAGAAGUCAGUCAAUUGAAGACUAAAUCGUUCAUGGAUAUUAAUGUGAGUAUUUUCUGGAGUUUUCUAAAAACGAGCGCCAGUUUUUUUUGGAAUACACUUAAUUCCCUGUUGGUGUGAAUGUGAGCAUGAAUGCUUGUCUGUGUGACCUGCAAUUAGCUGGUGCUUAGUCCAAGUUGUCUGUUACCUGCUUAUCGCUAAAAUUUAGAUAAGGCCUCAAGUUUAGUUGAAAAGCGCUGGAAAAUUGGACAAAAAUCCUGCGAUGGUUAUUUCUGAUAUCUCAUUUGAAGAAAAACAUUUUCAUUUAGUAGGAAUGUCUUUAUUUUGGCCGAUUGCAAUCCUUGACCGGCUUUCAAGCUUUUUUGCGACCUUUUCACCGGAGAACAAUGUAUGUAGCUCCAAAUAUUCAAGUUGCCUGUUAGUUCCGGAGUCAUUGGAACGUGAUGGCGAACAAAACCGCACAAUACUUGACAUUUUUUUGCUGCAUUUUGUAUAUUUUUUAGUGGGGUGUUUUCUACCAGUUCUGAAAAAUGCAAAAAAAAACAGGCACUGUUAUGAGGUUUAUUCUGUUACAGUUCCAUUUCAUUGUGUUAUAUAUUGUAUGUUGAUUUAUUUUCAAAAUCUGUAAUAAAAUACAGUUAAAUAUAUCACUACUUUAUUAUUAAAUGUGAAUAUAACCACUAACACAAAAGUUUAAUGUGGAGAGAGACAUUCACAGCGCGUGUUCACUUCAUAUCAUUUUUAUAUGUUAAAAAAAACUGAUGGACGGAGUAAUAUUUCAGAAGUGAAACCAAGUUUAGUGGACUAAUAGAAGAUGUGCAGUAUGCCUCAAAACAAGAUGAUAAGUGAACAAAAAUCUGGGCACUCCAACAUAAAUUAAGAACCAAUAUUAAGUAAAUCUUGCUUUUGCCAAAAUAUCAGCUUCCAGAUGUUUCAAAAGACUUCCAAUGAGUUGUUAAUUCUAAAGUAAAAAAAAAAAAAAAAAAACUGAAAAAAAUGAUCGCAUUGAGAAAAAAUAUUCAAAAAAGUGUGUCACAUGAGUAUUUUGCUCUUGGAAUUUCUAUUUUUAAUAAAACUCCUUUGAACUCGCAUAGUUUAACUCUUUAGGUGCCAUUGACGGCAAUCCAGCCCCUCCCAGAUGAAACGGAUUGGUCGUCUAUUGCCGUCAGCGGAUGUUUUCAAUUUCCCUUUUUUACUAGUAUACUCUGUAACCUGGGCUCGCAGGGAAUGAGUGAAGCUAAUGAUAACCGUUCAAUAGAUGACCACUGUAGUGAUCACUGUCCCUGAAAGGGUUCAUGAAAAUAUUUGUGGGCUUCUAUUCCUUAUUAUGUUCCUCACAGUGGAAACUGACAUCUGAAAUGCAAUAGAUUGGCUGCAAAAAGCUACAUAUGGUUAAAAUAAAAAUACAACUCAGAUAAGUCACUUCUAAAUUUUAAUGUGUACAACUCAACUGAAAAAAAGCUUAUAGAUAAAAUUUUAAAACAUAUAUCGUGGUUGCAAAUACAAUCACAUUUAUAAAAAUGGAGCUCAGCACACGCCCACCAUGAUUCCAAGUGGCUCCGUUUAAAGUUCAGCCGUUUGAGAAGACAUGACUUUCAGAUGUGACGACUCUCAGUUUUGAGAAGGCAUGACUUUCAGAUACGACGACUCCCAGUUUUCUGUCAGUAGAUCAUUCAUGUUUCUGUUGGUGAAACACGGACAUCAUCAGUUGCCGGCUGCGGUGACUGUAUUUGCGGAGGCGUCAAUGUGACGGUAUCAGAGAUUUCAGGCGCAAGCGAGCCGGCGGUGGCAACUUCCGCCUCUUUGGCAUUCUCGGCGGCCUUCUUCUCGAUCUCUUCCAUGCGUCGCUGCAUCAUGCGAGGCAUUAGCUGCACGUAGGUGGCCAUCAGACGGUGAUUGGAGCGAAUCAGCUUCCCUGCGCAGCUGUCCACGCAGCGCUCCUACAAAAUCACAGUCUAAAUUAGCCCAACAUGUUCAUACACAAAGGUUUCACUCUCGUAGCUUGAGUUGCUGUAUGUUUUCACAAAAAAGACAACUAUGGAGAUUUCCAGAUUUUAAAGCGAUCACUCUUAACAGGUUUUACCGUCUCCCGUAGAGGUCAACCGAUAUGGGAUUUUCAAAUGCCGAUACCUAAAAAGAUUUUCAGCAGAUUGCCGAUAUCCAAAGCUGAUUUUAAAAGCCAAUAUUUGAGGCCGACAUACUUUUUCUUUUAAAGCGCACAGAUUAUAAAAGACAAUUUAAAAAAAUUACUUCAACAGUUUCAAAUUUACAAUGACCUGAGACUUAAAGGAUUAGUCUACCAUUAGGCUACCAAACAAACGAGCGUAGCACUUCUUUUUAUGAUUGUACACACUCAGCAAGAACCGUACAUUAUUUUGAAAUAAUUAAACCCACCAGGACAUCACGACAAGAUGUAAACAAGUGAGAGUUUCAAAGGAUGCUCACCAUGCUACAGCUAAGGCUACGUGUUACAUUUAGAGUGUAAGGAUCACUCCGUAAACACCUUAAAAGGCUAAACCAACAUUGCAUAUUCUCUAAUGCAAGAUAAAAAUAUUUACAAAACAGGCAUUUCUGCUUGUUUUCUUCAGUAAUCUUUCAAAAAAGAACAUGCCAAUCCAACACUGCUGCUAUGGAACUUGUAGAAACGACUCUAGACAUUACGACAUAUGAAGGAUGUUUUCUUCAUACGUUUCCCGAAACAAACGACUCGGAGGAAAAAAUGUGAAGAAUGGAUCAACCUGCGCGGAUGUCCAAAAGCCCAGUUUAACGUCAGCAAGGUGAAGCCAUUCAUAUUUCAUAUGCAGUAAAGAUUUUGUUGGGGGCCAUGGUCCUUCAGAGGACAAAGAGGUAAGCCAUUUUGAUAUUUUUACUAAUUUUUUAGCAUGGCGUUUUGCCGUGCAGCUUCUGUCUGACAAUGAAUGACCUGAAAAAAUUUAAAAUUGUAUCUGACUGCCAGUGUUUCCUUUUCAGUUGUUAAAAAAAACAAUUUUGGUAAGGGGGAACUAUAAAUAAAUGAUAGAAUUAAGAUUUGUUAUCAAUGAAAACAUUAAGUGUUCGUUGGCUUUCACUGAGUAGCAUUUGCGAUCGCUACACAAAAAUAGCAAUGUAAAAUGCCUCUAGAAAAUGGUCAGAGACAUAAGACAACCAGAGGAUAUAAUAUAUAAGAAGGACAGGGCAUAUGUUGGUAAAAGAUUGUUGAAACAGGAGAAUGUCAUUGUAAGUGUCGUAAGGCAAUGCACACAAGAAAAAGGUGUCGAUAAAAAAGCUAACUCUGGAUCAGGUCGGCUCGUCUUUUUCAGCUCUCAACACUCAAGCCAUCUCUUUAACUGAACAUAUGUAUGUUCUUCCACAUCUUUACCAGUGAAUUUGUCACCAGGGACAUGAUUUUUGGGACAGAAUUGGUCAUUUUAGCUCAGUAAACAUCUCGUUCAUACACUAUUUCCAUGCAUUUACGAUUAGGGACAAAGGGGAGGUUGACCUGCCCAGCAACAGUUGCUAACCUCAUGAAUAUUAAUGAGCAAACGUGACAUGUUGCUUGCGGUACGCCAUUGCACUCAAAACUGUUCAUUCGCCUCUCCCAGUCAAAAUGGAUUGGAGGUCUAGUGCCAUCAACUGGACUGAAAGAUGAUCAUUCAUCCAUUUCUUCCAUUUUAAAUGAAUUGGACAUCAAUGGCUUGCAAUGAGUUAAAUACUAUGAAAAACGUUAAAGGUUGACUGAUAAAUCAA